CCGCGCUAUGGCUGGUACCGAAGGUUGAACUUUCAAAGUAUUUCCCCGCUGUAGUGAGAGUUAGAUGCAGAAAAUGCUUAGCGCCGCUGUUAGGCACACAGCCCGUUCUGUCAGGACUUGCUCCUCCUACGUUAAACAAGCACGCUUCCUGUUUGAUCUGAAAGAAAAUGAUGACACCUGUCGCCAAGCCCUGAAAUCGGGAUCUUUCUACCUAUUCCACAAUCUUUCACCACUUAUCCGGAAGUCUGGAAACACCUUCUAUAUACCAGCAGUCAGCAGUCCAGAUUUACUGCAAGUCCUCGGUAGUUGUGGAAAAGACAAGUUUAGCUUGGAAGACUCGGUUCUGCUUGGUUGCUCAGAAUCCUGUGUUACUGAGUUUGCUCUAGAUCUUGGAUCUUUGGAAAAAUCUGCUUUAGAACAAGAACUUUCGGGGAAAUUCACUGACCUCAGCAAAGCAGUUGCAAAAAUUGAUCGAAAAAUGGAUGCAGAGAAUUUAUUGCUGCUAUGCAGGGCACGGUCCCUUUUACAGUGGCAUGAUUCUCAUCAAUACUGCAGCAAAUCAGGAAAGCCAACCACCAAGAAUGUCUCAGGGAGUAAGCGUGUGUGCCAUGUUAAUGGGUUGAUCUACUACCCGCAGAUGGCUCCAGUGAUUAUCACACUUGUGUCUUGCAAAAACCGCUGCUUGCUCGCUCAUCAAGAGAACUUCCCACCAGGGAUGUAUACUGCGCUUGCAGGUUACUGUGAAAUUGGCGAGACUCUGGAAGAGACAAUUCGGAGAGAAAUAGCAGAAGAAGUUGGUCUGGUGGUGGAUACUAUCAGAUAUUCUGGAUCUCAGCACUGGCCAUUUCCUGGCAGCUCAUUAAUGCUGGCAUGUCAGGCCACAGUCAAGGAUGACAAACUCGAUAUCAACAGAGCAGAGAUAAAAGAUGCUCGAUGGUUCACCUUGGAAGAGGUGACUGAAGCUCUACAAGUGAAGAUGUCGCCUUCUAAAUUACCAGAUGAUACUUUGCCAGUCUGGGUGCCACCGAAGUUUGCAAUAGCCCAUCACCUUAUACAAGAAUGGGUACAAGAACAGAAAGCUCUAAAUGGUAGUUAACACCCAGGGGAAUCAGACAUCAUUUAGAAUUAUCCAAAAUGUCAGAUGCACUUUACAGAGACUUCACCUGUCUUGCCACAGUGCCAUUUUAGUAUAUAAUUAGUUGCCUUAUUACAAAGUUAGACUAAUUUUAGACAAGUGUGUCCUGUGCGUAAAUCACGCUUCUUGUGUAAGAGUGAUUCCCUGUUAUGGACACUGAUUUAUAUUGCUGUGUGUCUCUGCAUGACCUGUAUCUACAGAAUUAUACUGACAUAAGGGCUUGUGCACACGUCCAUUGCCCGGCCGUGCCCGUAUUGCGGUCCACAAUAUACGGGCACCGGCCAUGAUCGCACCGUACCACAGAUGCGGACCCAUUCACUUGAAUGGGUCCGCAAUCGGGAUGGUACGGUGCGGUGUGGAAUGGAGGCACGGAUUGGAAGCCCACAGAAGCACUAUGGAGUGCUUUAGUGGAUUUUCUUUCCGUGCUACUGCACCACAAAAAAGUAGUGUGUGCACUACUUUUUUGCGGUGCAGACCGUUGGAUGCGGAUCGCUGACCCCAUUCAAGUAAA
Molecule: messenger RNA, 1646 nt
Organism: Bufo bufo (common toad)
Lineage: Eukaryota; Metazoa; Chordata; Amphibia; Anura; Bufonidae
Gene: NUDT13
Product: nudix hydrolase 13
Exons: 9
Coding region: 65-1096 (343 amino acids)
Molecular function (GO): hydrolase activity; metal ion binding
Source: RefSeq, a predicted model, not a curated record